AUGCUACGAUGUAGAUUUCCUAGUGUACCGAAUGAUCCCGCAAUUCACUUCAGCUUCAAAGGUCAUCAAACUUGUGAUACGCAAGUAUAUUUUACUUUCACAAAUGGCUUGGGAUCUAUGAUUAUAACAAGCAUCAGCAGCAACAACAACAACAACAACAACCAUUAUGUCGGGAUCAGAGUGGGAUCAUCAAACCAGCCUACUUUGGUAUGGGGGAGUCGUCCUCAGACUUUUCAAGGAGCAGUUGCCUUGUAUGAAGCAGUUGUUCAAAAAAGAAGCGAAAUCCUACUUUUAAAAUUUCACCCGAGCGGAGCGUUAGGAGCUUGCCGAGUACUAUGGUCCUGUGCUGUGCGUGUUUCACCGGCCAGUCCGCUUCCGUUCGUUCCUUUGGGCUGUGAGUGUGUCGCCGGCUCAGAGACAAUCUUGAACACUCUCUUGAGAUGCUGGGCCUUGGGUCAGACAUUGAAUCGUCGAAGACACCAACCUCGCUCCGAACUUCGUCGGGGUGCCGCGGCGGAGAUUUCCUCUCUUCCUCCGACCCUCACCAACGACCAUCACCACAUACAUUUGACGAACCAAGGUGAUGGUCGUUCCGUGGAGAAGGAGAGGGAUCUCCUUUUAUUUGAACACCAACUGCGAGAGGGGGAGACGGUGCGGGCUGCCGAGCUCCAACUGGAGCAAAUGGAGUUUAAUCAUUAUCUCCGAAUGAGGGAAAUGAGGCUGGCCCCGGGGUUCCGGGAAAGAGAAAUCCUCCUUCGGGAGCGAGAGAUGGGCCUUCGGGAACGUCAUUGGCGCCUUCGGGCACAGAAGAUUAUUUUCUUCUCUUUUUUCGCGCUCUUCGGAGCUUAUGUUCUGCUUCUGUUUCUCCGCCUUCGGGCAAACAACUAUAUUGCGGGGGUAAGGGGGGGAGGGGGUUGA
This is a messenger RNA of Botrytis fragariae, 918 nucleotides long. RefSeq lists its product as uncharacterized. The transcript has 7 exons. The coding region runs from base 1 to 918 and encodes 305 amino acids. NCBI's taxonomy places the organism in Eukaryota, Fungi, Ascomycota, Leotiomycetes, Helotiales, Sclerotiniaceae. The record is from RefSeq and is a predicted model, not a curated record.